Molecule: messenger RNA, 702 nt
Organism: Closterium sp. Yama58-4
Lineage: Eukaryota; Viridiplantae; Streptophyta; Zygnematophyceae; Desmidiales; Closteriaceae
Source: the annotation of a GenBank genome assembly
AUGCUCGCGGGGCUCACAGCGCGGCAUUCCUCGAGGGGAGCCGCGGUUGCGCGCUCAGCUGUCGCUCGCUGGACUGCUGUCGCAGCAACGCCUCUCCCAUCCGCACACGCGCCACCCGCCUCGCCCAUCCUCCCUCCUCCCGCACCUCCCUCCCUCUCCACUCCCACCCCCACCACCCCCCAUCCCUCCCCCCCUCUCUCCUCCACCACCUCUCUCCACUCCUCCCUCUUCACUCAACCCAUCCCCUUCACCAUCCGCCCCCUCAUGCCCACACCUCUCACCACCUCCUCCCCCAGAACCCCCACACCCGCCCUCCCCCUGACCCCCACGCGCACCUUCGUGCAGCUGCGCACGAACCUGCAAGUCGCCGACAACUCAGGCGCCCGCCGCGUGCAGUGCAUCAAAGUCCUGCGCGGGCGCGCACCCAACGCGGCAGGCCUGGGCAACGUGAUAAUCGCCUCAGUGAAAGACGCGGAGCCGCGGGGGAAGGUGCGCAAGGGGGAGGUGGUGACGUGCGUGGUGGUGCGUGCCGCGCACCACAAGCGUAAGGAUGGGACGGAGGUUCGGUUUGACGGGCCGGCCGCGGUGGUGAUCAGCAAGGCUGGGGAGCCGGUGGGGACGCGUGUGUUUGGGCCCGUGCCGCAUGAGCUGCGGGCACGCAAGAUGCUCAAGCUGCUCACUCUUGCACAACAUGUCAUAUAA